AAUGGAAGGACACUUCCGGUUCGUUGAGAAAAUGCGGGAAAUCAAACUGAAAAUAACAAAAGCAUAACAUGUGAUGAUAUGGUCAUUCUAUUCAUCAGACAAUUUGUAGUAUAAAUCUCAUGGAUUCUAUGGAUUUAUGAUAUCAAGGAAGAAGAAAAUAAGUACCUUAUUUACUGAAAAUGGCAGAGCGACCUGAAGAUUUAAACCUCCCCAAUGCUGUUGUCACUAGGAUCAUCAAAGAUGCAAUUCCAGAUGGUGUAAAUGUUUCGAAAGAAGCCCGACUAGCAAUAUCUAAAGCUGCGAGUGUGUUUGUUUUGUAUGCUACAUCAUGCUCUAAUAACUACGCCAUGAAGGCAAAGAGGAAAACCAUAAACGCCAAUGAUGUCAUCAGUGCCAUGGAGGAAAUGGAGUUUGAUCAGUUCGAAGAUCCACUUAAGCAUUGUUUAGAAGCUUACAGAAAUGAACAGAAAAACAAGAAAGAAGCUAAUGAAAAGAAGAAAAAGGAAAAGGAAGUGGAAGUCCAGACAGUGGAAGAUGUGAUGGAGGAGGAAGAAGAUGAUGAUGACAAUGAUGAGGACAAUGAGAAGGAUGAGGAUUUUGUGGCUGAAGAGGAGGAGGAUGAUGAAGAGGAGGACGAAGAAGGUGGAGAUGUGGAGUCAGUCGGACCGGGCAGUGUUGCCAAUGACAACGCCAGUGUAUCAGGGAGUGCCACGGGAAGUGUGGUGGAGAUUUCUGAUGAUGACGGCUGACAGGGGGGGCUGUGUGUAAAUGGGAAGGGACUACAAAUGUGCAUGAUAGAUCAGUGGUACUCUGUGGUAAAAUGAGGAAUAAAUAUGUGAGAGACUGUAAACUAUGAAA
This is a messenger RNA of Magallana angulata, 858 nucleotides long. Its product is annotated as DNA polymerase epsilon subunit 3-like. Gene Ontology annotation, molecular function: chromatin DNA binding; protein heterodimerization activity. The transcript is spliced from 4 exons. The record is from RefSeq and is a predicted model, not a curated record. Gene Ontology annotation, biological process: DNA damage response; leading strand elongation; heterochromatin formation. The coding region runs from base 180 to 749 and encodes 189 amino acids. NCBI's taxonomy places the organism in Eukaryota, Metazoa, Mollusca, Bivalvia, Ostreida, Ostreidae. Gene Ontology annotation, cellular component: epsilon DNA polymerase complex; CHRAC.